AUCUCGGCGAUACGGGUGCAGAUGAAAUUGAAAAAACCGAUAAACUACAACAUCUUUGGUCAAAAGUCGCUCCUUUGAUUAAACAAAAAAAGCUUCGGGCAAUAUUCAUCGAAGUUUCAUUUCAAAAUAAUGAAAAAUUAGCUAAUGAACUUUAUGGUCAUUUAACACCCAAAUUAUUAAUGAAAGAAAUGAUCAAAUUGCGUAAUUUAACUUGGGAACAAAUGGAAAAAGAUUCACGAGGCAGUGGAACAAAAGGAGAUGCUCUAAAAGGUUUACAUAUAAUUAUCACUCACAUGAAACCGUCGAGACGGUUCAUUGUACCCCAUAUUGAAGAUAAAGAAGAGCAUAUUAAGAAAGAGCUGCUUAAAGAAAAUCAAGAUUUAAAACUUGGCUUAAAAUUCCAAUAUCCAAAACAAGGGAAAUUAAUGAGAUUUUGA
Messenger RNA from Didymodactylos carnosus, 437 nucleotides. NCBI's taxonomy places the organism in Eukaryota, Metazoa, Rotifera, Eurotatoria, Philodinida, Philodinidae. The record is from the annotation of a GenBank genome assembly.